Messenger RNA from Entrophospora sp. SA101, 804 nucleotides. The record is from the annotation of a GenBank genome assembly. Lineage: Eukaryota; Fungi; Glomeromycota; Glomeromycetes; Entrophosporales; Entrophosporaceae.
AUGCAUGGAUUAUUCUUAACAAACUAUGUGAUUUUUUUGUUAAAAGACACAAUUGAUGAAAGAAUUAUUGAUAAUGGUGGUGAUGAUGAUAUUAGAUCAUCGGCCAUCCAGAAAUCAUCAAGUGCUACAAUUUCAACCCCAAAGUCAAAUCCAAUAUAUUCAGCAGUAUAUUAUGGAGUGCCAGUUUAUGUGAGUUUCUUAGAAAUAUUAACAGGAGAACAUGAAAAAGUACAAGGAGGUUAUGGAAAAUAUCAAGGAACUUGGAUUCCUUUUGAAAAAGGCAAAGAACUUGCUACAAAAUAUGGUGCCCUUGAGAGUUUAUGUUCUAUCCUUGGAUACAUGUCACCAGAAUAUGAUACUCCUUAUUUGUCAUCUCCAUACACUCCAACUAAAGAACAAGCUAUGGCAGCUUUACAUAUUGAAUCAGCAGCAGCAGACAAUUCUUCGUCACCUGAAAUUGGUGAGAGUGAGCAACUCGGGAAUAUUUUAAUGGCAAUAUUUUUGAGUGAGAAACCGGAAUUAAUACAGGAUUUGUUGGUUACUCAAUAUUCAUCUGAACCUGAUAUAAACAUGGUGAUUGACAGUCGUGGGAAUUCUGCAAUACAUUGGGCUGCGUGUUUGGGAAGACUAAAAAUCUUGGAAAUGUUGUUGAAUAGAGGUGCUAAUAUGCAACAAGUGAAUUAUGAUGGGGAGACUGCUUUAAUUAGAUCUGUAUUUGUGACAAAUAAUUAUGAUUCUCAGUCAUUUUCACAAGUGGUAAAACUAUUUCAUGACACAAUCCCAAUUACUGAUAAAGAUAAUUGA